Molecule: messenger RNA, 1368 nt
Organism: Gastrolobium bilobum
Lineage: Eukaryota; Viridiplantae; Streptophyta; Magnoliopsida; Fabales; Fabaceae
Product: E3 ubiquitin-protein ligase ATL6-like
Exons: 1
Coding region: 150-1298 (382 amino acids)
Source: RefSeq, a predicted model, not a curated record
ACCGUGAUGACAAACCCUGAAACCGUUUCUUAUCCUAAUAAGCAAAUAAUACAGACCAAAUCACCUUUCCCAUUUUUUCUUUCUCUUCUUUACAACACUCACACUAUAUGAUAUAGCUAAUAUAAAUACAAACCAUUAUCAUUUCUCACAUGAAACACAACAACAACAAAAAUAAAAAAACCUUAGCCACACAAAGUCCAAGAAUUCCGAUGAGGAUUAUAGUCCAACACAGAGACUUCCACUCUGUGCUCUUCUUCCUUUUAGUAUCAUCUUGUUCUAUGUUUCAUGACACCAUUGCUCAAUCAAGUGAACAACAAGUAGCUCCCCCUGCUUUGAACAAAAACGCCGACGCAGCCAACGCAACGUUUCCUAUGAUGCUUGUGGUCUUUGUCUUCGCUUUCUUCAUCACUGGCUUCCUCUCCGUUUACAUUCGCUAUUGUUCCCCAGAGUUCAUGUUUCCUCAGAACUCCGUUCGCACCAACGGAGUUGACCCAGAAGUGCUUGCUACGUUUCCCAUCAUGGCAUACUCCACCGUCAAGAACAUCAAAACGGGUCACAACGUUGCGCUUCAGUGCGCGGUGUGCUUGGGCGAGUUCGGAGACUUUGACUCGCUUCGCUUGUUGCCAAAGUGCAGCCAUGUCUUCCACCCAGAUUGCAUAGACGCGUGGCUCGCUUCCCACGUGACCUGCCCCGUUUGUCGCUCGAAGCUGAAGCUAGAACGUGGCCAGGUAGCUCUGGAAAUCGCGGGUGAGACGAGCGCGCACCAAGUGUUUGAUGAAAGCCCUGUGAGAGGAGUUGAAGUUGUUGGCGGCGUUAAUGGAGUUGGGGUGAGUGGGCACGUUGAUGGGUGCGUUGGGAAGGGUAAUGGGUCGUCAAAGAUGAGGGCUUUUGGGGUGUUGGUGAGGUCCCAUUCAACGGGUCACUCUUUGGUUGAACCAGGGAGGAACAUGGAGAGGUUCACUUUGAGGUUGCCUGAGGAAGUGAGGAAGCAGAUUCUGGAUGAUUAUGAUAAACAUGGAACUGCCACAAUGAUGAAGCGUUCAGCGAGCUACGACGUCGUUUUGCAGAUUGAAGAUGGGUCGUGUUCGGGGAAAGGUGGUGAAGGUAGCAGCAGUAAUAACGGUAAGAAUAACCGUUGGGUUCUCUCAGUGACACCUCCGUUUGUUUCUCGUGGUGGUGGUUCUUCGGCUUUGACACCGAAUGCUUCCACCACCAGCUCUGGAAUUCCAAGGUUUUGGGCUUUUUCCCUUCGAGGAGAAGACAAAGAGUCUCAGGGGAAAACAAUUUUCCAAGUCUAAUAUGUUCCCUUAAAGGGGAUGAAUGUCAAUAUAAAGGUGUUGCAGCUAAUAGAGGUAGUGAUCAAAUUAA